Messenger RNA from Lathyrus oleraceus (garden pea), 1017 nucleotides. RefSeq lists its product as uncharacterized. Bases 1 to 1017 code for a protein of 338 amino acids. The record is from RefSeq and is a predicted model, not a curated record. The transcript is spliced from 2 exons. NCBI's taxonomy places the organism in Eukaryota, Viridiplantae, Streptophyta, Magnoliopsida, Fabales, Fabaceae.
AUGGUCCAAACAAAAGGUGUGAAUGACAUUCAGGUUUCCUCUUCCAAUAAGGCUUUAGAAACCAGAAUUGAAGAGCUUACUUCUUUAGUGAAACAAAUGACAGUGAGUAAACCUCAAACAGCAAAGUUGUGUGGUAUUUGUACUUCUACUGAACAUCCUACUGACACAUGUCUUAUUCUUCAAGAUGAUUCGGUCACUCAGUUGCCUCAAGCAUAUGCAACUAACUUUUUCAACCAAAGCAACAAUCAUAGAGGGUACAACAUUCCUGACUUGUCCACCAACAAAUAUCACUCCAAUUGGAGGAACCAUCCAAACCUUCGAUAUGGAAACCAUCAUCCCACCCAACAACAAUUAGUCACACCCCUGCCACAGACCACUCCCCAAGUCUCCACCUCUGCAUCUUCCGGACCUUCAUUAGAGGAUCUUGUCAAACAAAUGGCUACACAGAUUGGACAACUUGCCACUUCGAUGAAUGCCAUGCAGCAAGCCCAAGGAUCAAACCAACUUCCUGCCCAAACAAUUGUGAAUCCAAAAGGUCCUAAUGCUAAGGUGAGUGCAAUUUCGUUGAGACCCGGGAAGGUAACAAAACCAUCCCUAGAAAAAAAUGAAAAAAUUCUUGAGGUAACACCUGAACCUUCUUCCGUUAUGAUAGAAACUGAACCCUCUGUUGUGGUAGAAACUGAAAAAGAAAAAGAGAAGGAGUAUGUGCCACCAGUUCCCUUCCCACAUGGAAUACUGAAAAAUAAAAGGACGGAUGAUGGAGACAAUGAGAGAGAGAUUUUAGAUGUGUUCAGAAAAGUGGCGGUAAACAUUUUGCUUCUUGAUGUUAUUAAGCAGGUUCCAAAGUAUGCAAAAUUUCUAAAAGACUUGUGCACAAGUAAGAAAAGGUUGAAGGGCAAUGAGAGAGUAAAUUUGGGACGAAACAUUUCAGCCCUUAUCCAGCCUAAACAUUCACCUGAAAAAGCUACUGCUUCAUCCCUCAAUCAGGCCAUACCCCAAAAGUGCAAGGACUCAUGA